CUGUCAGUGUCAGUGCCAGGCUUGUGGUUGUGACUGUAAGGAGUCGUGCGUGUAAUUUAAAUAAAUAACUUUAAAACGAAUUAGAUAAUUAAAUUAUAUUUUUAUUUAAUUGUAUAGUAUAAUAAUGUGUUUUCGUAAUUAAAUAAUCGUACCUGAGGGAGAAUCUUAAACAUCAUUAAUAAAAUUUACGUAAACAGUCUCAAAAAUGUCUAAAGGCAAUUUAGUGAUUGCAAUUUUCUUAUUUUUGCCUUUUUUUGUUACUCCUGAAGAGGGUUCUGUAUACGAAUAUGGACCGGAUAAUUUUAAGCGACAGAUAGCAGAUAUGGAUGGGAAUUUUAUAAUGUUUUAUGCUCCAUGGUGUCGUCAUUGUACAGAAUUUCAUCCAAUUUGGUCAGAAUUGGCAGAACUUGUGAACACAAAAGAUUCAAGGUUUGCCAUUGCUCAAGUUGACUGCACAAGGCAUUCUAAAGUAUGUCACGAAAAUGAUAUUACUGGUUACCCAACCCUACUUUACUUCCACAAAAACUCCUUGUCACCUGUUGAGUAUAAAGGGACACGGGACUUGCCUUCGCUGACCUUGUUCUUGAGUGAGGCUUUCACCUUAAAAGCCGAGGUGGCGGAUACAGAAAAACCUGGCGAUGUGAAAAUUUAUAGUGGCAUGGCACAUCUCAAUGACCAGAAUGUAGAGAAGUUUCUAUCUACUGGGCAGCAUUUUGUAAUGUUCUAUGCUCCGUGGUGCAAAGUCUCCCAGAGGCUGGCUCCCGUAUGGGCUGAACUUGCGGCGCAGUUCUCUCACAACAACUAUAUACAAAUCGGCAAACUCAACUGCUUGGACAAUGAGACGACAUGCAAGAACUUUGACAUCAAACAGUACCCAUAUUUAGUUUGGAUUGUGAACGGCAGAGUAAUGGGCGUAACAGACGCUGAUACUUUAGGCGAGUUGAAACUUUACGUGGAGAAGAUGUUGCUGACAGAGAACCACGACCCGGAGAAGUUCAUGAAGAAGGAGAAAGUGUUGCCAGUCGCCCGGAUAUCAGAGGAGACCUUCGAGACCUUCCUGGAGAAGGAUAUUGUCUAUGUUAAUUACUUUGCUCCCUGGUGUGCGCACUGCUUGCAGCUGAAGCCGCUGUGGAUCAAGCUGGGCGAGCGGUUCCAGAACGAGAGCCGCGUGCUCAUCGCUGACGUGGACUGCGUCAGGUCCAAGACCAUCUGCGACGUGGAGAAGAUAACUGGUCUCCCAACUUUAAUCCUGUACAAAAACAAGAAAAUCGUGAACCUCAGCAGCGGCGGCCGAUCUCUCGAGAGCCUCAUCACGACUGUCAACGAGCAUCUGCAGGAUCCCAAGGACGAUACUGCGAGUGACACGGUGGAAAAUACCAAAGACGAACUAUGAAAUAUGUAUAUAAUUGUUAUUUAUUUAUUUUUAUUUUUGUAAUUGUUGCCCAUUGCAAAAACAAUUCAUUUAUUUUGGUAUAUUUUGUAUUUGCUACACUUGCUCUGCAUCUAUGAUGUAGUUGAAAACAAUACGAAUAACUGUUUGGUUGUUGAAAUAUGAUACCAAAAUAUAAAUUAAUUAAUUGUUUCAAUUAUUGGUAUAAAAAUCAAUUUCAGACUGUAACGCCAUUUUUGUGAAAAUUACUACUAACUCUGCUGGUUUAAUUAACACAGGUCUCAAUAUGUUUUGAGUCUAGAAUUUUGGUGGUUUAUUUAUUUAGUUUUCUGUAAGAACAAGUGACAUCCGUCCUACCUGAGGGCCUAUUGGCAGUUUGAUAUUGUUACUAUCGCGUUAACGUAAACGCUAACGUCGUUAACGUCUAAGGAAUUGAAACAGCGCCAUCUAGUGGCACUACUGCACAACUGUUUCAAUUCCAUAUAAAUUCGCGUUUACGUCAACGCGAUAGUAACAGUAUGAAAAUAUUGAAAACUCCCACUAGGCACACUGUACCUUUUUGGCACUACAAUCGCAAACUGUUAUAUUUAAAAUGCCAUAAUCAUCGCCGAACUUAAAGGAAUAUAUUCUUCCAGAAUGUUUUUAAAGUGUGCCCCUAAAAGAAGUAUAAUAAAGAAUAAUACCAAUGAUA
This is a messenger RNA of Bicyclus anynana (squinting bush brown), 2081 nucleotides long. Its product is annotated as thioredoxin domain-containing protein 5 homolog. The record is from RefSeq and is a predicted model, not a curated record. Gene Ontology annotation, molecular function: protein disulfide isomerase activity. Lineage: Eukaryota; Metazoa; Arthropoda; Insecta; Lepidoptera; Nymphalidae. Gene Ontology annotation, biological process: protein folding. Gene Ontology annotation, cellular component: endoplasmic reticulum. The transcript has 8 exons. The coding region runs from base 206 to 1393 and encodes 395 amino acids.